This is a messenger RNA of Anopheles moucheti, 2007 nucleotides long. RefSeq names its product mucin-19. Bases 1 to 2007 code for a protein of 668 amino acids. Gene Ontology annotation, biological process: positive regulation of DNA-templated transcription. Lineage: Eukaryota; Metazoa; Arthropoda; Insecta; Diptera; Culicidae. The record is from RefSeq and is a predicted model, not a curated record. The transcript has 2 exons. Gene Ontology annotation, cellular component: nuclear body.
AUGUCGCCCUCGCGAGCCGUCGCGAUACGUUUGCGUUUGCGGAACACAGUGUUGGCGCAGCGGCACACCGUUGGCGGUAGCAAAAAGCGGCUACUGUUUGGCCAUCAAAAGCAGAAGAAACCGUGGUCAAAAAUGUGGGUCUCAACCAACAAAGUGCUGAUCGGAUCGGUGGGCGGACUGAAGAAAACGCACUGUCGCAAUCCGAACUUUGACUGCGAGGAAACGAAGCUGCUGAUAUCGCUGUGGGGUGACCCACUGGUGCAGCGGACGCUCAUCACCACGCACAAGAAACAUCCGGUAAUAGCGAAGCUGGCGGAAAAGAUGCGCGAGUACGGGUACAACCGUUCGACGGAGGAAAUUAACACGCGCAUCAAGAACCUCAAGUGUUUCUACAACCGCAUCAAGAAGGAUCUGGAAACGGGCGUUAUUAACGAACCGUCCUGGAAACAUUUCCACGCGAUGGAUGAAAUCUUGACGCGGCCAGUUUUUGGCGGUGCUAAUGCAGCAAGCCGUUAUCAACCCACACCGGUUGCAUCGGGAUCGGGUUCUGGUCCGACAAAUGCUGCCGGCAGUGGCCGUGUAGCUCGUCCGAGUCUGUCCGCCGGUUCGGCGAGCGGACCGGAGCUGCCGGAGCUCGAUCCGGAACAGAUCGAGGUGAAGCUGGAGUUGGUAAGCGACGAGGAAAAGGAAAUACGGCCGGAGGACCUGCUGAAGAAUGCGGAACAGGUCGAACUCAAGGAGCCCAACCUGCUGAUACCGAAGGAUGAACCGAUGGAGGAAGACGAAGACGAUCCGAAUGAUCCGGACUUUGAGGAUGAGGGUGGAAGCGAAACAGACGAUGAAAGCUCCGGCAUGGAUGAGGCUGAUGAAAGCGAUCGAUCGACCCGGCUAAGACGUCGCACGCGGCGUGCACAUAAAACCAAGAAAUCUAAUCCAACUCCUGGCGGGAAGACCCCAUCGACCAAUGCCAGUGUCGCUACGAAAGGAAAUGGUUCGACGAGCAGCACCACAGCACAGCCGGUGCCCGGAACGAUAAAGAUUAUUAAUUACGCCGGCGGUGCCAACUUUAAACUGUCCACGGUAGCAAACGUCGUCAGUGCGGCAACAUCCGUUGCGUCUACGGUCGGCGUAACGACUCUUGCUGGGAAAUCGGAUGCAACGACCACUACCACCACUGCACCGAGCAAAAUUUCUCUCGUACCGACCAACUUCCUGCUGAAUCCACAAGCGUCCGGCAUCGGCUUUAAGCAACCGAUACAGCUGUACACGAAACCGACCGUAUCAAUCGCGGCCACCAAACCAUCGCCGGGCGCGCAACCGAUUGUGUCCGUCGGUGCGACCGGUGGAGUGACAACGUCAACCGCCGGCACGCCCGGUGCACCGAUGAAAGUGUUUCUAGUCAACACACUCUCCAAGGAUGGGUCGUCCUCCAAGCAGCAGCUCCUCACGUCGGCAGCCACCAAACAGCUCUAUACCACCUCGACCGGUGUAUCGCUGCAAGGUACCUCGCACGUGUCCGGCCUCCCACAGAUCAGCAUCCAGCCGAAGCAGCUACUGAACGCCCCCGGUACGGCAACGCUCGGUAGAAACAUUAUACGAACCGCGACCACCAUACCGACGGUGCGACCGGCUGCCACACCUACACCGAAGCUCGGCGGCUUUAAGUCCCUGCUGAAUCAGCUCGUUGGGUUGCAGCGCGAAAAUCUGGGCAUUACGAGAAUGCGCCUGGUAGCGGAGAAGGAACGGUUUGGCAAUGAAAAGUCCGUUGCGAAUUCGUUGCUGGAUGCGCUCGGCGAGCUGAAUGCGCUGCUGACAGAAGUCAAUGGUGGGCUGCCGGAAAUGAAAGAAUCGGAAGAGGAUGAUGAAGAGAAUGAGGAGGAGGAGGACGAAGAAGAGGCCACAGUUAAGAUAUUGAGUGAUAGUCCAAUCUCUAGUCCGGGGCGCAGCGUUAGCCGACACGACGAUGACAUGAAAACGGAAGUGAUCAGUGAUUCGGAGGAAAGUUAG